GGGAGAUUAGAAGAAAGGUGGAAGAAAAGAAAACUCUAUGUUUCGUCUUUCCGCACAGAAACAAGAAAAGAAAGAAAAUAUUCUAUAUAAUAUACUGUAUUUUUUAAAAUCUCAAAUCCAAUUAAUUUAAUUGGAGAUUCAAAAGGGCAAAAAAAAAAGGCUACCGAUCGGCGAUUGCGUGUUCAUAAGAAAGGGGAGGCCUUUUUGUUUUGUUGUUUCGUUUGCUUUUAUUUUUUUUUCUUCUUCAAGGAGGAGAUUUCGGAAAUUACGAAUAAUGGUGUCGGCGAAUAAGGAGAUGGCCGUCUACUGCUUCGACACUCUGCUCGCUCACUACAACGGCGAGGAGGCUCCGCCUCCGGCCUUCGAGGACGGCGAACAGUGAUUUCUCCUUUCCUAUACAUACGCAUACAUACAUACAUGCAUACAUGCAUACAUACAUCUCUAAUUGAUAUUGGAGAUACCUACUGAAGCUUUGAUGGAUCGUUCUUUUUAUUAAUUUUGUAUGAAUUUCUAGUAAUGCUUUGUUUUUUUUUUUCCUUUUGUGUGUGUGUUCUAUGAGUAUAUAUGACUAUAAUGUGUGAUUUGUUUUUUUUUUUUUUUUUUUUUUAAAGUUCAUUACUUGCGCUGAACUAAGAGAAAACUUGGCUGCUGAAUUGGAAUCAAGGAACUGUUUUUUGUAGCUCUACAUGUUUGAGCUUAUUUGUUUGGUAUUCAUACUUUUGUAUGAGGUAGAUAAUUGCUUAGAAGUUGAGGUUUUGGUCAAUGCAGAUGGAGAACCUGAUUGAUCAGGGUUGAGAAAAGAGAUAAUGAGUGGGCAGGACAGGUGUUCUUUAGGGAAGGUUUUUGGAAGUUCAGGGUAUUGCAUCUUGAAUGGAUUUCUAUAGCAUACAACUACUAACCUUUGAUGGAGAAUACUAAAUCUGGUGCAGGACU
Rubroshorea leprosula is the source of this 933-nucleotide messenger RNA. Lineage: Eukaryota; Viridiplantae; Streptophyta; Magnoliopsida; Malvales; Dipterocarpaceae. The record is from the annotation of a GenBank genome assembly.